Molecule: messenger RNA, 653 nt
Organism: Oreochromis niloticus (Nile tilapia)
Lineage: Eukaryota; Metazoa; Chordata; Actinopteri; Cichliformes; Cichlidae
Exons: 4
Coding region: 1-642 (213 amino acids)
Biological process (GO): cell surface receptor signaling pathway; immune response
Cellular component (GO): external side of plasma membrane
Molecular function (GO): transmembrane signaling receptor activity
Source: RefSeq, a predicted model, not a curated record
AUGUUUCUGUUAUCUAAACCUGAAACCAGGCAGAUCACUCUGAACCCAUCAUUGUCAUAUUAUCCCAGGGCCACACUGACAGCAGAAACAAUCAUACCAGUAGGGGGCAGUGUGACACUGACCUGCUCUGUGCAGAGCUCUGAUGGAUGGAAAUAUGAGUGGUUCAGACGAACCCAAAGAACCUCUGAAGUUCAAAUCAGAGAUCAACAAAACAGAGAUAUCAGAGUAUCUCAAGGAGGAAUCUACCACUGCAGAGGAACAAGAGGAAACCCAGUUUACUACACUGGUAAAAGUGAUGAUGUCACCAUUGAGAAAACCAUUUCCAAUAAAGUUGUUGUAAAACAACAACCCAACUGGCCUCAGAUAUUCAGAGGUGAGACGAUCACUCUGACAUGUGAGGUGCAGGAAGGAGGUGAAACCACUGAGUGGGAGUAUGAAUGGAGAGGACCCAGGACACCCACACAGUGGACACACAAUAAUGAUGUGACAUUCAGAGUUUCUGAGUCCAGCAGUGGAGACUACAUGUGUAAGAGUCGACGCAGAGAUGACUCAUAUUCUUCAACAGAGUGGAGUGAAGCCUUCACAUUGUCAGCAUCAACUGGUAUAGAGACGCCAAUGCUGACCUGCUGCUCCAUCACCUGAGGACAACAAUG